AUGGUACGUACCCUCUCGUGCGUGCCCAUCGAGACAGCCAGCGACAACAAGGAUACACCGAUCAUCCCCGUCCGCUGCUUCUCGUGCGGCAAGGUUGUCGGCAACCUCUGGGAGUCGUAUCUCGAGCUCCUCGCCGCGGGUGUGGAUGAGGGUGACGCGCUCGACAAGCUCCAGCUCAAGCGCUACUGCUGCCGCCGUAUGGUCCUCACCCACGUCGACCUCAUUGAGAAGCUCCUUCUCUACAACCCCCUGGACCGCGACCGCAGGUAG
Messenger RNA from Apiotrichum porosum, 270 nucleotides. RefSeq names its product DNA-directed RNA polymerase II subunit L (gene RPB10). Gene Ontology annotation, biological process: tRNA transcription by RNA polymerase III; transcription by RNA polymerase II; transcription by RNA polymerase I. Gene Ontology annotation, molecular function: DNA binding; zinc ion binding; DNA-directed RNA polymerase activity. The coding region runs from base 1 to 270 and encodes 89 amino acids. Lineage: Eukaryota; Fungi; Basidiomycota; Tremellomycetes; Trichosporonales; Trichosporonaceae. Gene Ontology annotation, cellular component: RNA polymerase III complex; RNA polymerase II, core complex; RNA polymerase I complex. The record is from RefSeq and is a predicted model, not a curated record. The transcript has 4 exons.